AUGGGAAACUCCAGCACCAACCAAACGUGUUUCACAGAUGACUCUUUUAAGUAUAAUUUGAAUGGCGCCGUUUACAGCGUCGUGUUCAUCCUCGGCCUGAUAACAAACUGUGCAUCCCUUUUCGUCUUCUGCUGUCGGAUGAAAAUGAGAAGUGAGACUGCUAUUUUCAUCACCAACCUGGCCCUCUCUGAUCUGCUCUUUGUUUUCACUUUGCCUUUUAAGAUUUUUUACAACUUUAACAGACACUGGCCCUUUGGCGACACCCUCUGUAAGAUUUCUGGGACGGCGUUUCUCACCAACAUCUACGGAAGCAUGCUUUUCCUAACCUGCAUCAGCGUCGACCGAUUCCUUGCUAUUGUCUAUCCCUUCCGCUCUCGUACCAUCCGGACAAGAAGAAACUCUGCUAUUGUGUGUGCAGGAGUGUGGAUACUGGUCCUCAGCGGUGGAAUCUCGGCCUCUUUGUUCUCCACGACCAAUGUCUCCAAUUCCACAACAACCUGCUUUGAGGGAUUUUCCAAGCGCAUCUGGAAGACCUAUUUGUCCAAGAUUACUAUAUUCAUCGAAGUGGUAGGCUUCAUCAUUCCUUUGCUCCUGAACCUCACGUGCUCUUCUCUGGUACUUCGAACCCUCCGAAAACCUGCAACGCUGUCCCAGAUCGGAACCAACAAAGAGAAAGUGCUGAAGAUGAUCAUCGUGCAUGUGGCUAUUUUUAUUGUCUGUUUCGUGCCAUACAACUCUAUUCUCUUCCUCUACGCUCUGGUCCGCUCCCAAGCCAUAACCAACUGCUCCUUGGAGAGGUUUGCCAAAACAAUGUACCCCAUUACGCUGUGCAUUGCAACACUCAAUUGCUGCUUUGACCCGUUCAUCUAUUACUUCACGUUGGAGUCCUUUCAGAAGUCUCUCUAUAUCAACACCCAGAUCAAAAUGGAGUCGCUUUUCAAGACGGAAACACCACUGACGGCGAAGACUUCUCUUCCGGCUAUCCAGGAGGAACUCAGUGACCAGGCGAUGACUAAUGGGGGAGAACUCAUGCUGGAAUCCAACCUCUAACCAGGCUACGGAUCUCUCAUUCCACAUCGGACAACAGCUUCCCAAUGGUGAGACCCUGAGCAACAGCUUUGAGUCUAUAUCACAGAAACUAGUGACAGAAACACUGCCUCAAGGAGGAUCCGGAUUCUUGUAGUAUCACAUGCCAUUUUUUCCCAGUACCAACAGAUCCAAUGCCGUUAUAACAUCCUGAGGGAGUACCAGAUUUUUUGCUGUCCUGGAGUUUUGCUACAUGAAACGAAUGGGUAGGGGAAAUCUUUGUUUUCUAG
Messenger RNA from Gracilinanus agilis (Agile Gracile Mouse Opossum), 1316 nucleotides. RefSeq names its product lysophosphatidic acid receptor 4 (gene LPAR4). Gene Ontology annotation, molecular function: lysophosphatidic acid receptor activity. Gene Ontology annotation, biological process: phospholipase C-activating G protein-coupled receptor signaling pathway; positive regulation of Rho protein signal transduction. The coding region runs from base 1 to 1050 and encodes 349 amino acids. Gene Ontology annotation, cellular component: membrane. The record is from RefSeq and is a predicted model, not a curated record. Lineage: Eukaryota; Metazoa; Chordata; Mammalia; Didelphimorphia; Didelphidae. The transcript has a single exon.